CAAGUGGGCCAAGAAGAAGAAGAAGAAGACAGAACGAGUAGCUCGUUUAACAAAUGUUUCCGGCCGACGGUUAUUUUGCAGUGAAGACGGGUGGAAAUUUUAGUUCAUUUGCGGUCUGAUAACGUUUACUUUUCCGGCUUUACCCUGGAGAACCAAAUGGCCGCCCCAGGUCCUAAUAAGGACAACAUCCGGGCUGGGUGCAAGAAAUGUGGAUAUCCGGGUCACUUGACCUUCGAGUGCCGGAACUUCGUCCGGGUUGACCCUCAGAAAGACAUCGUCCUGGACGUGAGCAGCACCAGCAGUGAGGAAAGUGAAGAGGACGCACCUGCAGCCCGAAGCAAUGAGAAGCUGGGCCGGAGCAGAGGUUCCCGUAAUGAUGAAAAUGAUGCGAGAAAAGGGCGACACAAACGGAAGAAGAGCAGUGACCGAAAGUCAAGAAAAAGAUCUAACUCGUCAAGUGACGAGACUACAAAGAAAAAAAAGAAGCGCAGCAGUUCCCACUCCUCAUCGGACGAGGAAGGGAGGAAGAAAAAGAAAGUGAAAAGUCGGAAGAAAAGCAAAAAGAACAAAAAGGAACACGGGAAGCAUCGGAAAAAAAGGGAGAAGAAGAGGAAACAAGAAUCCUCCUCUUCCCCUUCUGCGUCUUCCAGCUCGAGUGAAUCCUCAGACAGGGACUGACUGUACAGUGUCGGGAUCUCCAACAUCCAUGAAAAUGGUCCUUGGUAUAAGGCCCUUCACCUCAUCAAGGGUUUAAAUGAUUAAUUAGUCCAAAAAUACCCUUAAGUACGUUGCCUACAGCGGAUACGUUUUAUGCCAUCAUGCCAGUGGGGGGGAAAAGUCUUUGGAAUGCUCUGAAGAAAUUUCAAAAAGUACAAAUCCAGGGAACAUCUGUUAUAUUUUGUUUCUUUUAAAAUGUUUCCGUAUGCUGUCGUGUAGAUUUUACUCUGAAAUACAUUUUCAUCCUUGGAUGUCUUAUUUUAUUUCUAGAACUUGUACCCAAAAAUAUUUUAAAGUGGACCAAUUUAAAUCCCAACCAUGAUUUGACAAGAGUUGCCAUGGACAACAGUAACUUUUAUUCUGUGGCAUAUUUCUUUUGUCUACUGGUGAACAAGACAAGAGAUGUUGUACUUUUGACACUUUGCUAAAUGUUUAGUUUGUACUUGAGCUACGACGGCUUUACAUACAAUGAAACCUACGGAGGUGCUCGUGAGGCCGUGUGUCUGCUGGUCAUGUGAUUGUCAAAGAAGAACCUCCCUCAUCAUUUGGUCAUUCAUAGACUUUAUUCCACACACAUUGUGUGUACGUUUUUGGCCGUCAUUGUCUGAGCCUCUUUAUACAGCUGUUUAUUUCAGAUGCACAAUAUACCACUUCUUCAGUCUGUACUUUUUUAGUCAUCCCCAUUAAGUGUUCUUUUAUUGUAGUAAAAUAUAUAUUUGUAUCUC
Messenger RNA from Gasterosteus aculeatus aculeatus (three-spined stickleback), 1442 nucleotides. It is a transcript of the gene srek1ip1, whose product is annotated as SREK1-interacting protein 1. The record is from RefSeq and is a predicted model, not a curated record. Gene Ontology annotation, molecular function: nucleic acid binding; zinc ion binding. Lineage: Eukaryota; Metazoa; Chordata; Actinopteri; Perciformes; Gasterosteidae.